Messenger RNA from Dentiscutata erythropus, 424 nucleotides. NCBI's taxonomy places the organism in Eukaryota, Fungi, Glomeromycota, Glomeromycetes, Diversisporales, Gigasporaceae. The record is from the annotation of a GenBank genome assembly.
CAGAUGUCACAAUGUUCUGCUUAAAUUGAAUCACCAAAAAGCUAAAAAAAAAUCAGCAGACAAAGUAACAAAUAAAGUGAUAGGCAUAGAAAUGGAUAUUGUAACUGAAGUAAUAGAUAUGGCUUCAGAUAUGGGAUUGGAUAUAAAAGGAAUAUUGUUACUAGCAAAAUGGUUUAAAGAAUCAGUGUUGACUAUAGAUGAAUUUUUUUCAUCAAUUCAUAACAAAGUCACCAUGCUGAUAAAAAAUAAUACUCUCUUGCCAAUUGAUUACAGUGUAGCAUUUAAAGUACCAAGAGAAACUGGGGCUGAGACCCAACUAGCUGUUACACAGGAUUUUACAAAAUUUAAAGCCGAAUGUUUAAAAUUGGCUGCCAAAAACGUUGAUAUGGGAAUUUAUAUAGUAAUUAUGCAGGCAAAGAAAAAG